AUGCCCGAGGUGCGGCUUCCGCGCACCCUUGCUCGGCCACAGUUCACGCCGGUGUCGCCGGCCGCGAUUGCUGCGCUCGACCCCGAUCUUGCGGGGACGCCCAUCGAGUACAUCCGCAAGGGUCUCCAAGCCCAGGCAUCUCAGAUGCUAGCAAGCUGCUCACAGCUUCCCGCGCUCCCGCCGACGAUCCCGUCGUCGCGUCUGCCGCCUUCUCUCUCGAUACCCGUCGCGCCGAGCGCUUCGUCCCCGACGCAUCUUCUCGCCGUGUCCACCAUUGGCACCAAGUCUACGGCGGUGACCACCGUCCCGACCCACCACCUCGUCCUCGCCGCGAACUGUGCGCAUCUCCCGGCAUUCCCCCGCGCCGCCGCGCCCUCGUCGCGUACGCAGCUCACCUUGCCCGUGACGCCCAUGGCCGUGCCCGCCGCCGAGGCCUUCCCCACGCUCCAUCGCUACCUCUACACCAAAUCCGUACCGCAACUCCUCACGGCGCUGACCAACCUCCAAAUUACGUCGAGCGUUCUCAACGCUGGCACGUCCUCGCGCCAGGUUCCAGGUUCCACCCGUGCCCAGCUCUCGCAUGCGCUUGCUCAAAGUGCGGGCUACGACGCCCAGAGGCUCAUGAACCUCGCCCAACGCGUGAACGGCUUCUGGCGGAACGCGUGCGCGCUCGGCGUGUUCGAUACGGAGAUGUGGGACGCGAUGGAUCUCGCGUGGGACGUCAUCCUCGGCGCGCUCAACAUCGUCCUCAAGGGGCGCCAGUGA
Messenger RNA from Punctularia strigosozonata HHB-11173 SS5, 765 nucleotides. RefSeq lists its product as uncharacterized. The record is from RefSeq and is a predicted model, not a curated record. The transcript has 2 exons. Bases 1 to 765 code for a protein of 254 amino acids. Lineage: Eukaryota; Fungi; Basidiomycota; Agaricomycetes; Corticiales; Punctulariaceae.